Messenger RNA from Parascedosporium putredinis, 1209 nucleotides. Lineage: Eukaryota; Fungi; Ascomycota; Sordariomycetes; Microascales; Microascaceae. The record is from the annotation of a GenBank genome assembly.
AUGAUGCUCGAGGAGAAAUAUAUCGGCCUGGGGUUGGCCAUGACCUCUAGUUUAGCCAUCGGCACCAGUUUUGUGAUCACGAAAAAGGGUCUACAAGAUGCUGAAAAACGACACGGCUUUGAAGGAGAAGGCUUUGUCUAUCUGCGGAGCCCUAUUUGGUGGGCGGGUAUUGCUACCCUGGGCAUCGGCGAAGUCUGCAAUUUUGCCGCCUACGCUUUCGCACCUGCCAUCCUGGUUACGCCUCUCGGUGCCUUGAGUGUGCUCAUUGGCGCUGUUCUCGGUUCCUACUUCCUGCAGGAGGAGCUUGGUAUCCUCGGCAAGCUUGGUAGUGCGAUUUGCCUCAUCGGCACCGUCAUCAUUGUUCUCCACGCACCACCCGACGAAGAGAUCGAGACCAUCGAUCAGAUUUUAGACUAUGCCAUUCAACCAGGUUUCCUUCUAUAUGCCAUCGUCGUCGCCGCAUUUGCUAUUGUAAUGAUUUACAAGAUUGCUCCUGUCCACGGAAAGAAGAAUGCGCUCAUCUUCCUUUCCAUCUGCUCCACCGUCGGCUCCGUUUCCGUCAUGGCCGUUAAGGCCUUCGGCAUUGCCUUGAAGCUCACCAUGGCCGGCAACAACCAGUUCUCGCACCCUUCAACUUAUGUCUUCCUGCUCUUGACAAUUGUCUGUAUUGUCACUCAGAUGAAUUACUUUAACAAAGCUCUUGCCUGCUUCCCCGCUAAUAUUGUCAACCCUCUGUACUAUGUCACUUUCACGACCGCAACGCUUUGCGCCUCUUUCAUCCUCUUUGGUGGCUUCAACACGUCCGAUGCCGUCACGAUUAUCUCCCUUCUGAGCGGCUUUCUGGUCACAUUUGCCGGUGUAUAUUUGUUGAAUCUUUCGCGCGGCGACCCCAACGGCCACAAGUUGGUCAACGGGCGCCCAAGCAUGGAUGUUUCGGGUACCGACAUGAUCUCAAGCAUCCAGACCCGUCUGAGCAUGCAGUCUCGGAGAAGUUUCGAUCCUCACCGUCGCCUCAGCGUCAACAGCCUGCAUGGAGACCGAGAGGGCCUUAUGAGGGGUUAUGACGAGGAGUCCGGCGCAUUUGGUCUCACCGAGCUUGCCGAGGAGAGCGAUGAGGAUGAUAUUGGCCGUCCCAUGCAAUCUACCAAUGGUCGUAAAGGCGGCUACGGCAACUCGAUAGAGCUUCAGGAACGCAAGUCCGACUCAUGA